AUGCAGGCACUGAAGACACAAGGAAAGGUUUUCAGAACCGCUUUUACGCUUUGUAUAAAGAAUAUUGAAGCCAAACUUCAAAACGAAACUGCUGAGGUGGAAGAAUUCUCCUUAUUGAAAGUGCAAUUAAAGGACAAAUUUCAAAGAUUAGAAGAUUAUCAGCAAUCAAUAGCUACGAGUUUGCUUCAGGAUGAAGAGAAUGAAUCGUUGUUUGAAACGGAUUUUGUUGAAGCCGAGAAAUACCGUGAUCGUUUUUUAGAAGUAAUGUCACACCUGAAUUUGAAAUUAACCGAGAAAUUGAUUCCGAUCAACCCACCAACAAAAAUAAAUUUCAAGUUACCGCAACUCCAGCUGAAGAAAUUCAAUGGAGGUGCUCGGGAUUAUUUGGCCUUUUGGAGCCAAUUUCAAAAAAUCCCUGCAAACCCGGGUAUUCCCAACGAAAACAAGAUGCAAUAUCUUAUUCAAGCUGUUGAAGAGGGUUCGAAAGCGGAACGAUUGGUGCAGAACUUUCCAGCAACGGCAUCGAAUUAUCAAUUGCCGCAACGAUUUGGGAGAGAUGAUUUAUUGGUACAAAUCUAUGUACGACACAAUAAUAAUGAAGACAUAGUAAUGAAGAACGCUACAUCUAGACGGAUGAAGAUAAGUUUUCCUACCCUAUAUGACGAGCUGGAAGGAAAGUUAAGAGCAUUGGAGAGCCUGGGAAAGACAGGCGAUUUCUUAACACCACUGGUGGAGAGUUGUUUGCUGGAGGAAGUGCUGAUUGCAUGGGACAGAAAAGGAAAUAAGAAACGAAAAAAUGAUGCUUCGAUCACGAAGCGGGUUGAGGAUAAACAUUGUCGAAGGAAAGAGGUUUCCAUUGUGUCGGAAAAACAAACUGGUCCACCCACUGCCGCUGCUUUGGUGAGUUUAAGCAGGCCAGAUCUUUUGGGAAGUCUUUUGACUGGAGAAAUUGUAGAAUUAGAUUGUGGUUUAACUGUGGUUCAUACCAAACUAGGUUGA
Argiope bruennichi is the source of this 999-nucleotide messenger RNA. RefSeq lists its product as uncharacterized. Bases 1 to 999 code for a protein of 332 amino acids. The transcript is spliced from 3 exons. Lineage: Eukaryota; Metazoa; Arthropoda; Arachnida; Araneae; Araneidae. The record is from RefSeq and is a predicted model, not a curated record.